AACUUGGAGCAUCAGUUUGAAUUGUUUCGAGUCACAAUGCAGAUUUCCCCAGUCGUUUUUGGCCUCUUCUUGGCUUUCUUCUUCGGUGCACAACCGACAACAUCAGCUUUUCGGCCACCGCCACCGCCACCACCACCGCCACCGCCACCGCCACCGCCAUUGGGUAUUUUCUGCAGAUAUUUCCCCAAUGCUCUUAUAUGCGAGGACUUAGGUAAAACAACUACACCUGCACCACCUGGAAAUGCAACCGGCAAUGGAACUUCUUCGGCAGGAGGUCAACUGCGUUCAUUGUUGCCACCAUAUGAUUUCCCGAGCUUGGGUUAACUGGUGAUAAUACCACCAGAAUAUAUAUAUUGCAAUAACCUUUAGUUUUUGUACACUGGCAUGCCAAUUAAAAACUUCCAAGCAUAAA
Drosophila teissieri is the source of this 412-nucleotide messenger RNA. Its product is annotated as WAS/WASL-interacting protein family member 3. The transcript is spliced from 2 exons. Lineage: Eukaryota; Metazoa; Arthropoda; Insecta; Diptera; Drosophilidae. The coding region runs from base 37 to 324 and encodes 95 amino acids. The record is from RefSeq and is a predicted model, not a curated record.